AAGAACAACCUUCACAGUUCCACAACACAGCAGCUGAGCAAUCAUCAUCAGAAUGUGUUCUCAAAACUCAAAAUCGAAUAAAAAAGAGAGUCAUAUACCUAACAGAGGCGAGCAAGGCUGGAGGCGACCAAGGCUAAGCUCGGUGGAGGGACAAAUCGCAGCUGAAGGCAGCACAACUGGAGGAGAGACUGGAGGCGGCACGGCAGAGGGAGAACUCGGGCUUCAAGAGGGCGAUGGCAGAGCAAUGGGGGACGGCGUUGGUUAGAGAAGAGAGAGACGCCGGCAGAUGGAGCGGAGGAGGAAACUGCGAUUGAAAAAACAGAGGGACAACAAAGGCUGAAGCAGAAGAGGACGCAGCGACAACACCCUCUGACGGAGGAGAGGAGUUCAGCGAUGUAGAAGGUGGCUGCUAGGGCUGCUAUUAGGGUUGGGUUUGAGUCAGAAACCGUUAAAAACCUGUCGGAAAUUAAAUAAUCGGCUGCUUAUUUAAAAAAUCGGUCAAAAACCGUUAAACCGGCCGGUCUGACGGAAUCGGGUCCUGGCCGCUUUCAGAAACAAAAAAAUAAAAAAAACUAAUAAUUUUCCCUCGUCUCUCUCUGGCUCUCGCCUCUGAACUCGACGCAUGAACGCAGAGAAGAGAAGUGAGAACUCGAAAAUUGGAGGAAGCAGCUCUCCAUCUCGUCGCCGUUCUUCAACGUUCAGUCACCGCCGCCGUCCACACUGCUACAGAUUCGUCGCAAGGCAUCUGUUCCGCCCUCGUUCGCCGUGUUUCGGCCUCCUUUCUGGCCGAGAUUCCACCUCUGUUUCGCCGUGAUUCCGCCGCUGUCUCGCCGAGGUUCUGCCGCUCUUCAGCCUCUGUUCCGUCGCGCUCCAGCCGUCGUCUUUCAGUUCGAGCUGCUUAUCCCUCUGUUCAGCCCUCUCCGUCGCGUGUUGGAGCCUCUGUUUCAGCCUCCGUUCGUCCCCUGUUCAGCCUCCGUUCGUCCGCUGUUCAGCCUAUCGUUCAGCCAUCUCCGUCGCGUUUUAAAGCUCCAGCUCCCUCUCCCUGAUCUGUUCGAAUUUCAGAACGUGCACCUGCCUAAGACCACCACGAUUCGACCUUGGUUGGAUCAGUACACCGUUGAACCGGUCAUUUGACCGGUUUAAUGACCGUUUCGGUUCUCGCAACCUUGGGUUUGAUUGAUGCAGUGGAGGCCGAGGAAGAGGAAGAGGAAGAAGCAGCUGGCAUAGGAUGCAUAUUCCCACAAGAAUCUCAGCACUGCCUCUCUUUCUUCCCUUCCGAGGUGCCAUUUCCUUCCUCACAACCCUUCUCCCUAGAAUAGUUACGCUUUUUCCUUAUUAUCUUCGGGGAUUCGCAAGUCAUCAUUUUCACCUCAUUUGCAACCCGGUGGUAGAAAGCUGAGAAGGGAUUUUCCAAAGAACAUGGCCUGUGGUUUGGAUAACAAGACAGGAACUGCUUUAUUUCGCCCUGCAACAGAUGCUUACGCUUACGCACCUGAGGCUGUUGAAGCUUUGAGAGCUGGCAAGGUUAUUGCGGUCCCCACUGACACACUCUAUGGAUUUGCUUGUGAUGCUUGCUCGUUGGAAGCAGUUAAUAGGAUUUAUGAGAUCAAGGGUCGAAAACAUACAAGCCCUCUGGCUAUCUGUGUUGGAGAUGUAUCAGACAUAUGCCGUUUUGCCGUGACUGACCACUUGCCACAUGGCCUGCUUGAUUCCCUCCUUCCAGGGCCUGUUACAGUUGUACUAAGUCGAGGCGAUUCAAGUGUUCUUGAACGAUCUUUGAACCCGGGAUUUGAUAGUAUAGGAGUUAGAGUGCCUGAUAGCAAUUUCAUUAGAGUCAUUGCUCGCGGUUCAGGAACUGCCUUAGCACUUACAAGUGCAAACCUUAGUGGACAGCCAAGUAGUGUUUGCAUCAGAGAUUUUGAGAAUCUUUGGGAGCAUUGUGCUUUUGUAUAUGAUGGCGGUGUGCUUCCAUCAGGUCGAGCAGGUUCAACAGUUGUGGACCUCGCUACACCACACAAAUACAAGAUACUGAGACCUGGAAGCGCAAAGGAAGAGACAAUUGCCAUCUUGGAAAAGCAUUCUUUAGUUGAAUCAACUGCCCAGUAAACAAGGGGUGAUUAUAUUUAAUUAUUUAUUCGUAUGCAGUGCCACGUUCAAGGCCUCAAUUGUAUUUGCUUGGACAUGUGAGAAAUUAUGACCAGUGGCGGAUCUAUGGGGGGCCUAAGGUGGCCAUGGUCCCCCCCAAAAUUUAAAAAA
Molecule: messenger RNA, 2256 nt
Organism: Arachis duranensis
Lineage: Eukaryota; Viridiplantae; Streptophyta; Magnoliopsida; Fabales; Fabaceae
Exons: 6
Coding region: 1420-2106 (228 amino acids)
Biological process (GO): regulation of translational fidelity
Cellular component (GO): cytoplasm
Molecular function (GO): double-stranded RNA binding; tRNA binding; nucleotidyltransferase activity
Source: RefSeq, a predicted model, not a curated record